Molecule: messenger RNA, 825 nt
Organism: Rotaria sp. Silwood2
Lineage: Eukaryota; Metazoa; Rotifera; Eurotatoria; Philodinida; Philodinidae
Source: the annotation of a GenBank genome assembly
AUGUUCUAUAAAUAUUUGUUUUUCUUCUUUUUAUUUCUUAUUAAUAAUAGUUAUGAAUGUGAUAUAUGGAAAGCAGCUGAUUGUCCACAAGGACCAUCAAAAGAUGAUGAAAAUUUAAUGAAAUCUCAAUUAUAUACUGAAGAACAAUUACUUGCUUAUUGUGAUUCUGGUAAAGCAUUUGCUGAUUGUGUCAAUGAACAUUUACUUUGUUGUGAUAUGCGUACUGAAUAUGCAGCAGCAUUAGCAUCACUUGACAUUCAACUUAAACGUAAUGCAUUACGUGUUGGAAAAUAUUGUACAGAUUUUAAUGAAACAAAUCCAAUACAAUAUAAAUGUCGUACAACAUUAAGAACAAUACCAGGUACAAGAUAUCGUUCAACAACUGCAGCAACACCUGUGUGUAAUUUAGAAAAAGCUGGAAAACAAUGUAGUCCAAUUAUUGAAAAUCGUGUUCGUUUUGAUCGUCGAUGGUCGGCACAAGAAAAAGUAAAAUGGUGUAAAGAUGUUUAUGAAUAUCAUACAUGUGCAUUAUCAUAUAUAACAAAUUGUACAAUAACUCCUGUUGCUGGUGAUGUCGCUCAAUUGACUGUUUUCUUAGAUUAUAUUGAAAAAUCUGCCAAUCGUGAAUGUCCAGGUGGUCUAUUUGGUUGUACAGAAAAAUCGAACGAUGAUUCUCGUUGUCAAGAUAAAAUCAGUUUUUUUCUUGAAAAAAAUGCAUUAGCUAAUGAAACGACAAUGAUACAAAUAUCACGGUUGACAUUACAUUUCGUGGUUUUUAUAUUUUAUGAUUUCAUCAAACCAGAAAUAUGGUUUUUUUCUCACUGA